Octopus sinensis (East Asian common octopus) is the source of this 546-nucleotide messenger RNA. Its product is annotated as zinc finger protein 22-like. The record is from RefSeq and is a predicted model, not a curated record. The coding region runs from base 115 to 546 and encodes 143 amino acids. Gene Ontology annotation, biological process: regulation of transcription by RNA polymerase II. The transcript has 3 exons. Gene Ontology annotation, molecular function: RNA polymerase II cis-regulatory region sequence-specific DNA binding; DNA-binding transcription factor activity, RNA polymerase II-specific. NCBI's taxonomy places the organism in Eukaryota, Metazoa, Mollusca, Cephalopoda, Octopoda, Octopodidae.
GACGAUAUAUUUAUAAGGAGCAUUCAUCAAUACAUCAACCUCUUUAUAUAAAACAUAUUCAUAGAAAUUUAAAAGACACUUUCAUUGUUGCAUGUACGAUAAAUUAUUCUCAUAAUGAAUCAUUUAACUAAACGCAAAAACCCUGAUGCAUUAGAGAAACCAUAUCAGUGUGAUAUCUGUGGUAAAUCAUUCUCUCAAAGUGGUCACUUGACUGUACACAAACGUACACAUACAGGAGAGAAGCCAUAUCAUUGUGAUAUUUGUGGUAAACCAUUCUCUGAAAGUAAACAUUUGACUCGUCACAAACGUACACAUACAGGAGAGAAGCCAUAUCAUUGUGAUAUUUGUGGUAAAACAUUCUCUGAAAGUAAACAUUUGACUCCCCCUAUUCUUACUAACGAAAUGAAAAGGCAUGCUGUGAUUGUGGCUUUGAUUGCUAAUCAUGGUGAUUUAGAAAUUUCUCGUUUUCUAAAAGUUGCAAGAUCUUUCGUUCACAAGAUUCGUUGCGAGUUAGAAAAAGAAGAUGGAAAUGUAUCACCUGUCUGA